Messenger RNA from Salvia splendens (bonfire salvia), 2446 nucleotides. Its product is annotated as clavaminate synthase-like protein At3g21360. The record is from RefSeq and is a predicted model, not a curated record. NCBI's taxonomy places the organism in Eukaryota, Viridiplantae, Streptophyta, Magnoliopsida, Lamiales, Lamiaceae. The transcript has 2 exons. Gene Ontology annotation, molecular function: oxidoreductase activity. The coding region runs from base 59 to 679 and encodes 206 amino acids.
UCGAAAAAUUGGUUGAGCUUGUGAAUACAGUGGGGCAAAACUCAAGGAAAAGAAAAACAUGGCCGCAAAAUUCACUACAGUAGAAACCCCAUUUCAGAGAAAAUACGGCGGAAUAACUUUUCCGGCCGUAUUAUCUCCGGCAAUGCGGACAUGUACUUUGCCGGCAGCUGUCAAGGAGCAGAAGAGUCUGCUGGAGUCUCUUCUGCAGAGACAAUGCGCCAUUCUAUUUCGUGGCUUCGAUGCUACAGCCACAGCUGCCGACUUCAACGACGUCGUUGAAGCCUUCGGCUAUGAGGAGCUGCCAUAUGUCGGCGGCCCCUCCACUAGGACUAAAGUAGUCAGACGGGUUUACACGGCGAACGACGCCCCACCUCACCGGAAAAUCCAUUUCCAUCAUGAAAUGUCCCAUGUGUCGUCGUAUCCUCGAAAAUUGUUUUUCUUCUGCGAAGAAGAAGCGGCUUUCGGGGGAGAAACUCCAAUACUUCUAAGCCAUAUUGUGUACGAAAAAAUGAAAGAAAAAUACCCAGAUUUCGUCGAAAAAUUAGAGAAAUUGGGAUUGAUAUAUACAAUAUUCGCGGAUGAAGAAGACGAUAAUUCAUCUGCCCUUGGCCGUGGCUGGAAAUCUAUGUUUCACACUGAAGAUAAGAUUGUGGCUCAACAAAGGUAUAUUACACCCUAAGAUUAGCAUCAUUUCCAAUUGCUUCAUUUUCCAAUUUCAGCUUUCAUACAUACUAUAUUUUUGCUCAACUUAAAUUAGCACUGUCAUAAUAUGAAUAAUAAAAAUUAGUUGUACAUAAAUUCACAAACUUUCAAUAUUCUGAGUUUUUGGACAUGUGCUUUUAAUAUAUAAAUACAUACUAAAUGUUAAACGAUGUUUGUUUUAAUGCGCAAAUAGCAUAUAACUAAGCUUCAAAGCUAAUCUUUAAUAUUUCAAUCUCAGUUAGAUUCUUGUUAAAAGCAAAUCUUAUUUAUUUAUCCAUUAAAAAUUGUCAAGCUUUUAUGUAUUAAUUUCUUUAAAAAUGGUAGAAAAAUAAGAAAGGAUCGAAAAUAGUGCAUUUACAUACAAAUAAUCCAAAAAUACAUUAUAUAAUUGUAUGCGGAUAAAUAAAUCAUAGUAUUCAAUAUAUAUAGAAAUGAAAAUUUUCAAUCGGAGCUUAAGUAAAGCCACAAUCAACUACAAUAAGUAGAUUAGGAGUUAGUCAGAGAUUAAUUAAUUCAACAAUUAAGUAGACUAGGAGUUAGUAAGAUAUUAAUUAAUUUUAUAUAGAAUCUAUUUAUCUACAAUAAAUAUUAAUUAAAGUCAACUAAAAUGUACAAUUUUCUUCAAUAAAAUGAGACAAUUGAGAAAUGUAUAAAAUUUAUAAUUUAAUUAGUUAUUUUUUUAAAAAAUUAUAAGAUUGACCGGAAGUUAUCCAAAAAUUAUGAUUAAAAUUUUUCUUUUCAUUUUCUAUCUUACUCCUAGCUUAUCAUAAAAUAGUCGCACAACCUGAUAGAGAAGAACAUUUGUUGGAUCAAUUCUUUUUUGGUAAAGGUCAUUAGUUGAAUUCCAUUCUAAUGAAGAGCAUUACUUGUAUUCCACCUCAGGGAGUGACGCAUAAUGGUUAUGCGUCACUAACAGAAAGAUGCAUAAUGGUUAUGCGUCGUUAGCUAAUGACGCAUAACUCUUAUGCGUCGUUAAUUAGUGACGCAUAACCAUUGUGCGUCUUUUUGUUAAAGACGCAUAACUCUUAUGCGUCUUUCUUUAUCGAUGCAAAAUGCUUAUGCGUCGUUAGUUAGUGACGCAUAACCAUUGUGCGUCUUUCAUUAUCGACGCAUAACUCUUAUGCGUCGUUAAUUAGCGACGCAUAUUUGUUAUGCGUCGUUCGUUGAGUUUUAAAUCGGGCAGAAGGCAGAACCAGCCAGAAACGAAAGGCAGAAGGCAGAACCAAGCGACUAAAUCGGGCGAUUUCCGACGUAUCCGAGCAAAAUCCGGUGAUUUUCCACCAUUUUGCAACCAUAUUACGGUAAUUAUUCUUCAAUUUGGCUAAAUGCAUCCUUUAAUGUUUAAUUUGGGCAGAUUUUCCGUAAUUUAGUAAAAGUAGGGUUUUUGAUUAAAUUGAUGGAUUUUUGGUAUAUUUUUGUUGUUUUGUUGCAUAUAAUUAGGGAUUAUGAUGAAAUUAUGGGUUAUGAUGAAAUUGAUGGAAUUUUUGGUCGAAUAUCCGUAAUUUGUGUAUUUCAUAUGGAUUUAAUUUAGCAAAAUUAGGGUUUAUGAUGAAAUUGUUGGAUUUGUUGGUCGAUUUUCCGUAAUUUGGGUAUUUAAUAUGCAUAUCAUUGAAUGGGUAGGAGCAAUUGAAGCAAUUGAUUAAGUUUUGUAAUUGUGCCCCUUUUGGUGGGCGAUUUUAUGUAAUUUGGGUAUUUCAUAUGCAUAUAUUGCACACCUAAGUUGCAAUUUAGUUAGAUUGUUGAG